GGCUCAAACUAACUCAGCAUUUCACUUACUAGUUAAACAUAUUUGUCUUUAUUUGUCGUAUCGCUACACUCGGUGCAUUAAAUAGAUCGCAUGUAGACCCAUUGUUUACGUCCGUUGAAACAACUACAAUCUCUUUUUCUGAAGUGGAAAGUUUUUAUUAGUACACCUGCUAAAUCCUCUGCUAGCAGACCUCUACGUGUCAGUGUUGUUUUGCCCAGAUGAUAAGUUACAUAUUUGGCUACUGUGAAUAAAAAUGGGUGGAUGCUCCGCUCCAAACUGCUCAAACUCGACAUCUAUAGGAAAGCAGCUCUUUCGUUUUCCGAAAGACCCGAUACGCAUGAGAAAGUGGCUUGUAAACUGUCGGCGUGAUUUUGUACCGACCCCCUGCUCGAGACUGUGCCAGGAUCACUUUGAAGAAAGCCAGUUUGAAGAGAUCGCUAGAUCACCAGCAGGGGGAAGGAAACUCAAACCCAAUGCUAUACCAACGCUUUUCAAUGUGCCCGACCCUCCCUCUCCCGUUACCCCUCAAAUGGUGUUACCUGUUAAAAACGAGCCAGUGGAAAAGGACUUGAACAUGGGAGACCAUGGUUAUGCCCGCCGACAGCCCCUUGUGGAUUCAGAGGAGGAUGGAGCUCAGAGGUCAGAGGAGGAGAGACCCUGCUCUCUCUGUCAGCAUUACAAAACCAAACUGGAACAGCAACAGCAACACACAGUCCGACUACAGAGAGAGGCAGAGGAGAUGAAGAAGCGUCUUUACAAGCUGAGCAAAAUUGAGAAAGGACUGCAGGUGUUUCUGUAUGAGGAUCAGAUACGCGCCCUAACAUUAGCCAAGCGUUCUCGAAGGGCGGUGUGGUCACAUGAUACUUUACUGACAGCCCGAAAAAUUCGCUGCGCAGUUGGAGUUAAAGGUUAUGAAUACCUAAGGGAACUAGGCUACCCCCUGCCUUCAUACAGGACGCUGUGUAAUCGCCUAGAGCCUAAAAUGAUGGUGACCACAAGCAUGCAGGAUGAACUAGCAGAGCUUGGUCUAGGCAUCAUAACCGCUUGUGACAGUCCAGAAGGCAACACAACGAGUGAUGAAGGACUCAUUGGAAUUAUGACAUGAGACACUUUCUGUGUAAGAAUUUGCACUAAUGCUUGAACUGACUGUUGAAUACGCCAAAGGCCAUGCUGUAUAGUCAAAAUCACAGAGGACAUUACUGUAAACCGGGUAAUUUAUUUUGGGUUGUUACAUUUUAAAACCGUUUAUAUUAAUUCUGCAAAGUUUGAAGUUGGUUCACUAUUUUCUGAGUUUAAUGUUUUAUUUCGGUCUUGCUAAGUAAUUCUUGAUAUAUAUAUAUAAAGAUUUGUGAUGCAUUUUAGCUGCCGUCAAAAUCCUUUAGUCAAUACUUGGUGUGGAAACAAAGUUAUCAUUCCAAAUAUAAGACUUGCAACGGGAUAAGAGAUAUUAAAGAAACAUGGCUAUGCCUAUAUUGGAGUUUGUUGUUGGCAAAUGGUAAAAGUGGCAUGACAUAUAAAGGCAUGACUACUUUGAAGUCACUAAUUCUAUAUCUGUAUAUGGGUAAUUCUGUAUCUGGUAUUUUGUGUAAGAGUUUAACAGUUUCACAUCUUAUUUAUAGACCCACAUGACAAAAGCAGCUGUCAUUGAGGGUAUAGUUCUGAAUAGUUAAACACUUUUAGGAAACCAGAACUUCUGGCUACAUCUUUUCCUGAAACUAGAAUUUUCACAACUGUCUGAAUUUUUUUUUCUCCAGUUAUUAGAUUAUUAUUUCCAGAGAAAUGUUUUUUUUUUAUGGUUCCUCUUGCUUUCACAGCGGUUUCUUAAAAAUGGUUAAGGUGGUGCUCCCUCUAAAGAUCUAAAUCGUAAUCUUCUUUACUAAGUUUGUACAAAAAAUGUAUUAAUUAGGUUUUUGGAGGAGCAGCUAAAAUUAAAAUAUAGUUUCUAUGAAUUAAAAAAGGAAUAAAAAUACUUUGGAAGCAUUGUCAAUAA
Molecule: messenger RNA, 1990 nt
Organism: Misgurnus anguillicaudatus (oriental weatherfish)
Lineage: Eukaryota; Metazoa; Chordata; Actinopteri; Cypriniformes; Cobitidae
Biological process (GO): regulation of transcription by RNA polymerase II
Cellular component (GO): nucleus
Molecular function (GO): DNA-binding transcription factor activity; RNA polymerase II cis-regulatory region sequence-specific DNA binding
Source: RefSeq, a predicted model, not a curated record